AACAACUUCUUUCACAUAAGUUUUUGCUUUGAAUAACCUCUCAAUAACCUAAAUACUUUAUGCUGCAAGAGCAUGAUAACCAGUUUGAAGACAUAGAUUUUGAUACUCCGCGACGGCGCUCUUUGCAACUUAACGAUAAUGAAUAUGGUAGAUUAGUUGAUAACCAAACUGACGAUGAAGACUACGAUGAACAGGCAUUAUCAACUCUUAAAGCAAUUGCCAGAGCAAGAAGGUCUCAUGCGAAUGAAUUGGAGCAAAGAAAUGAGAUGCUCCAAUAUAUCGCUAGUAAAGAGAGACUUGUCGAAGACCUUCGUGAGCAACUGAGGGCGCAUGAAAUGGAGCUUUGGCUUUUAAAAGAGAAUUGGACACAUAUAGUGACACAAUCAUCAAGUUCAUCAAGUCCCAGUCCAUAUUUACAUAAGAACAACGAGGAAUCUGACAAGAUCCGCCAUUUUAGCCAGGAAAUUGCCAACCACGAGAAGAAUGUCGCACCAGAGAACAUACCCCGCACAGCCUACGAUGGUCUGAUAUCGGUUUACCAGAAUCUUAGAGAUACCCUUGAAAAUGUGGCUCCAACAGAAAGGUGUUGAUCUUCUUAGUCUUCAAUCGCAAACCAAGCAAACUUUGACCAACUUGAGAUCAGCCAUAAAAAACACCUAUGAAGUGUUAUCUGCUCCUAUUAUAGAAGAAGAAGAGGUGGAUUAUUUCUCAGCAAUGCCCAAUGAUUCUGUUUUCGGACGGUCACCACUCUUUGUGACCAGCCCAUGGUCACAAGGAAACACCAUAUCUGUCGUACAUCCCAGACUGAAAAAGCCUGAACCAAUUCGGUCCAUGACCAGAUAGUGAACCGAUGUUAGUUGGAACUCCGUUGGAAGCGCUUUGUAAUAAGAAUAAUAAAACGUCUUAUAAAAAGCAA
Messenger RNA from Umbelopsis ramanniana AG, 916 nucleotides. RefSeq lists its product as uncharacterized. The record is from RefSeq and is a predicted model, not a curated record. Lineage: Eukaryota; Fungi; Mucoromycota; Umbelopsidomycetes; Umbelopsidales; Umbelopsidaceae. The transcript is spliced from 2 exons. The coding region runs from base 60 to 590 and encodes 176 amino acids.